GAGACUUAGGUUUGUUUGAUACAUUAACACAGCAGAAACCGAGAGAGAGAGAGAGAGAGAGAGAGAGAGAGAGAGCGCAGAAGAGGUGUUAACCAUGGUGGUCUCCAUUUUACCGAGAUUUAUUUUCCCACCACCCAAUUCUCUUUUCGUCACGGCGAUGUCCGUGAUUAGCUUAACAUCUUUAGCUUAUACUGGGUUCUCCGAAGUAAGAGGAAGGCACUUGCAAUAUUCCAAGUUUUGGAACGUAAUUUCUCCAGAAUCUGGAACAAGAAGAAAAGGAAAGCAGAUCAAGCUUUCUAGCAGAACGGGCAUGCUCCUUCUUUAUACUCCUGCAUUUCUUGCUGGUCUCACCUCUUUUGUGAUUUUCCCACAUCAGGAUCUCCGGCUUUUACUGCUUGAUUCUGCUCUAACUCUUCAUUUCUUUAAGAGGGUCUUCGAGGUACUCUUUGUGCACAAAUACAGCGGCUCGAUGGUUCUUGAUUCUGCAAUUCCCAUUACUCUUAGUUACUUCUUGUCCACAGCAACCAUGAUCUAUGCCCAACACCUAACAAAAGGGAUGCCAGAGCCACCUGUUGAUUUGAUGUAUCUUGGAGUUUUGCUGUUUCUUAUUGGUAUCAGUGGCAACUUCUACCACCAUUUCCUGCUCUCCAAACUGAGAGAGGGUGACAAAGAAUAUAGGAUUCCCAAGGGUGGUUUAUUUGACCUAGUGUUAUGCCCACAUUAUCUUUUCGAAAUCAUAGAUUUCAUAGGGAUCUCAUUCAUAUCUCAGACAUGGUAUGCACUCUCUUUCACUCUGGGCACUAUUUUCUACCUGAUGGGAAGAAGUCAUGCUACAAGAAGAUGGUACUUAUCUAAAUUUGAAGAUUUCCCUGAGGAUGUCAAGGCUCUCAUUCCAUUUGUGUUCUAGAAUGUAAAAUAAAACUCAGUUGGAAUGCACGAUGAGUUUGGAUAGUCAUGUCUACUUCCCAUAGCAAAAGUCAAUGUUUUAUUGCUUUAUUUUUUUCCAUGUUUGAGUGUAAAAGGCAAUAUAGAUUUGAGUUCAGAUGAUAACAAGAGACUUGGCUUCAAAUAUUGACUUUUAGCCGCAACAUUUUCUCA
Molecule: messenger RNA, 1098 nt
Organism: Juglans microcarpa x Juglans regia
Lineage: Eukaryota; Viridiplantae; Streptophyta; Magnoliopsida; Fagales; Juglandaceae
Product: steroid 5-alpha-reductase DET2-like
Biological process (GO): lipid metabolic process
Molecular function (GO): oxidoreductase activity, acting on the CH-CH group of donors
Source: RefSeq, a predicted model, not a curated record